UAGAAAGUUACACAAAAUUGUCAUGAAUAUCACUACCACAAAAAUAUUAUUAUAAGCACAUACAGUCUAGAAAGUUAAACUGAAAAGUAACACAAAAUUAUCUUGUAUAUCACUGCCACGAAAAGUAUUAUAAAACUUUGUCAUUUUACUUAAUCAUCGAGCAAUGCCGAGUUAUACGAGUCAUUUGAAAAGGUGUUGCACUUGCUGUGGAGUCGAAAUGUUUGUAUGUGCAUUAAAGGGAUGUCAGUGCAGAAAUCCUGGCGAGCCAUGUACCAGCCCAAAUUUUACUGGUUUUGAAAAAUCGAAUGCAGAAAAUCACACUGCCCCAGAAAGUGCCAGUCCCAGUCAACAGGCACGAAUAUUGACCAAGAGUAAGAUAACCCCCUUAAGAAAGGGUUUGGCAGUUACAAAGAAACGUAAGAGUCCAAUAAUAAGGGGUUUAAAAUCAAAAUUAAAGCUGGUUUUGCAAACAACAGAGGGAUCUUCAGUACCUGUUUUUAAGGCGGUUAUUUUGAGAGAGAUGAUUAGGUUAGGAAGACAACCAAAUCUAAAGUUUAAGCAAGCCGCAAGGCGAGUGAGGCCCUUUUUAAAUCGCUGUAAUGAAGUAAAGAAUUCGCCAGCGGAUUUUUCUAACCAGGUACAAAUGCAGUCGAUAGUGAGCGGAGAUAAAAUCAAAAAUGUUGAAGAGUCUGAAUCAGGCGUAAUAAAGAUGACUGAGACGCCAACGACAUCUUCUUCAGAGCCCGAAGUGCAAAUCCAUGAUCAAAACUUGGGAAACUUUUGUACACCGCUUGAAUCGCCCAGAAUCGAUAUGUAUGAAGCAGACGUGUUGGACAAAGUAGAUUCAACAUCAGAAGAUGAGCCUGAAGAUCAUGAUCAUUAGCAUGAUUAUUAACGCUGCCUAUAUAAGCAGUGAAAUUUCAGACUGCAAGGGACUCGCUUAAAGCGGAAGGACUAAGUCGCAGUCAUUAAAUAAACAUUUAUAAAAAUAUAUAUUUAUUA
This is a messenger RNA of Drosophila rhopaloa, 1002 nucleotides long. RefSeq lists its product as uncharacterized. The coding region runs from base 164 to 883 and encodes 239 amino acids. The transcript has 2 exons. The record is from RefSeq and is a predicted model, not a curated record. Lineage: Eukaryota; Metazoa; Arthropoda; Insecta; Diptera; Drosophilidae.